Messenger RNA from Hymenoscyphus albidus, 1407 nucleotides. NCBI's taxonomy places the organism in Eukaryota, Fungi, Ascomycota, Leotiomycetes, Helotiales, Helotiaceae. The record is from the annotation of a GenBank genome assembly.
AUGCUCCAUAAGCCAUUGGAUAGCAAAAGGGAUGAGAUUCGUCUUGUUACGAUCCUGCCAGGAGAAUGUGACGACGAAAUCAGCUGCACAAUAUCACAUGUAUCUCUUCUCGACUCUCCUCAGUAUAUGGCUUUAUCCUAUUGCUGGGGAGAUGCCAGAAAGACGGAGGAUAUCUACUUGAACAACCAAGUCUUUCCAGCUACAGCGAAUCUGAAGGCGGCUCUUCUACGACUUCGAAAUUCAGAAUUUGCUACUUGGUGGAUUGAUGCUAUUUGUAUCGAUCAGAAGAAUUUAGAGGAAAAGAGGGAACAAUUACCACUCAUUGGCUCUAUCUACCGAAAGGCGAUAGCUACCGUUGCCUGGCUUGGCGAAGAGAGUCGUGUAUCCCACCUAGCCUUCUCUCUCAUUGAAAGACUGUGGCAAGAAGAAAGGCAACUCUCUGUUGAAAAGGAAGCGACAAGAGAGACGAAUGACGGUGUUUUUAGAUCUCGAAACCCGCCACUGGUGCCCGUAGGAGAAAGGGAUGCUGUAGCUGCGCUGUUAGAAUUGCUACUCCGUCCUUACUGGAAACGAGUUUGAAUCAUCCAGGAAUUAGCUUCAAGCCACGCAGUUAAGAUCCUGUGCGGAGGCCAUAGGACUGAUUGGUCGGCUCUCACGGUCGCUCUCCAAAGGCUAAAGAAUUCAUAUUCCGUGAGGGUGACACGACAUAAUGCAUUUUCUCACGUCCUUAAUAUCCAGAGGUUUAGACGAGAUGCUACCAGCAACAGACCGCUUCAUUUCGUGGAUGCGAUCGCUCGAAGUCAAGCAUCACUUGCUACGGAAGCUCAUGAUAGAUUGUUUGCACUAAUCAACUUGUGUUACAAUGGAAAGGAGUUCAUUCCAGUGCCAGAUUACAAUCAAGAGAUUGAAGAGCUUUGCUGUGAAAUCACUAUGGCUGCUAUCACCUCCUUCAAAUCACUGGAUGUCAUUGUCUUUCUUGGGAGCUCGACAAUUAGCUACCGUGGACCAGCUUGGCAGCCACAAUGGCUCUAUUCUACUCCUCGGUGGGCGACUCUGCCCGAUAAGAGAAGGCUUGAUUAUCUUUUGGGGAAAAGAAAGCUUUGGGAAUCGUGCACCACAAAGUCUCCAGCUUCAUCGUACAGUGUUACAAAACGCUGGAAUGCAUCUCAAGAUUCACGACCAAGCCUUCAGCUCUCUGGGAGUGUAUUAAGUGUCAAAGGUUUUAUUGUUGAUUCCAUAUUCCAGCUGACUUCUUCUCUUGACGGUCGUCCUGGUGGAUGUUCCGCUGAAUUUAGUCGACACAAUGAAACUAAACUGAGACCAUAUCAAGCAAGAAAUGCGACGCCCUCAAGCAACAGGGAGAUCACCGAUCGUAUCUUCAAACUCUUCUUCGACAUGGGAGCCUCA